AAAUUGUUUACCCACUAAAUCCUACGGCUCUAAUUAAAGUCUUAAACACAAAUUCCCUCCCUUUGGCCUUUGUUUCCUUCCCCUCUUUUUAUCUUUUCCCUCGUUUUCCUUCAAACCAAACGGAAUCUACGCUAAAUUCUCAGAAAAAGGAGUCCUUUUGUAUUUUUCCUUUAGCAAAGCUUAAAAAAAAACCCAAAAUUCUUUCAUUUUUUAAUAGAAAAGGUUAACUUUGAGUUGUUUUUAUGUGAUGUCGGGUUCUCAAGCUGCGGAUCAGUUGUUGAAGCAAUCCCUGCAGCAGCAGCAGCAGCAAAAUCAACAGUCACUAAAUCGACAGCUACUUUUCUCUAUGGCUCCCGGAGACGAUUUUCACCGGUUUGCUUUAGCUGAGCCUCGUAGCAUCGCCGAUCAAGAAGCCGAAGCCAUGGUCGUUAAGUCUCCUUUAAAGAGGAAGAGUGAUGUAGCAGAUCGAGAAGUCGAGUCUGGUGAGUGGACAUUGCCUCGAGGAUACAAUGAAGUGUCUAGCGGUCUUCCCCAAACACCUGUUUCGGGAAAAGGGGGAAAGGCUCAAAAAACAUCAAGGCUAGCGAAAAGCAGCAAAUUUGGCCCUCAAACUCCUUCAAAUCUUGGUUCUCCUGGCAAUAAUCUCACUCCUGCAGGUCCUUGUCGUUAUGAUAGCUCCUUGGGUAUUGUUUUUGCCCCUGAGUAUUCUUUUUCAGGACUUUUGACAAAGAAGUUCAUAAAUUUGAUUAAACAAGCUGAAGAUGGUAUUCUAGAUUUAAACAAAGCUGCUGGUACCUUAGAGGUGCAAAAGAGGAGGAUAUAUGAUAUAACCAAUGUCCUUGAAGGAAUUGGUCUUAUAGAAAAGAAACUCAAGAACAGAAUUCAGUGGAAGGGGCUUGAUGUCUUGAGGCCAGGGGAGGUUGAUGAGAAUGUUGCUACUUUGCAGGCAGAGGUUGAAAACCUUCAUAAUCAGGAACACAGAUUAGAUACACAAAUAAGAAACAUGCAAGAAAGGUUGAGGGACCUAAGUGAAGACGAAAAUAAUAAGAAGUGGCUUUUUGUUACCGAGGAAGAUAUCAAGAGCUUACCCUGUUUCCAGAACGAAAUGUUGAUUGCCAUUAAAGCUCCGCAUGGAACCACUUUGGACGUCCCUGAUCCUGACGAGCAGGAUGAUGAUUCUCUCCAAAGGAGAUACCGGAUUGUCCUUAGAAGCUCAAUUGGUCCUAUAGAUGUUUACCUUGUCAGUCAAAUUGAGGAGAAAUUUGAAGAGAUACAAGGUGUAGGUCUGCCAUCAAACUUACCGUGUACUUCAGGCUUGGAUGAGAACCCAGCAGCAAGAAUGGUAACGGAGGAGAGCAGAGACGUCGAAACACAGGGCCAAUAUAUUAAUGGAAUGUGCUUAGAUCAUCAUGUCUCACAGGACUUUGUAAGCGGGAUCAUGAAGAUUGUUCCCUCAGAUCUUGAUAAUGAUGCUGAUUAUUGGCUUUUAUCGGAUCCUAGUGUUAGCAUCACUGACAUAUGGCGAACCGAAUCUGGCAUCGAAUUGAACAAUGUUGAUACACUUCAAUACACUGGCAUGGCUGCUGGUAGCACGACACAACCCCAAACACCUCCAUUAAAUGCAGCUGAAGUACUGCCUCCAGGUAAUUCAAUCGGCAGGUAAUGAGUCCUUGGCUUAUAUUUCCCGCUGAGAUCGUUCCUUAUACUUUGAAUUCUUCGAAUAGCGAGUAGGUAGCGCAAUCAUUGUACAGUUAAUACAAAUGAUCUAACAUAGGUAAGGUCAUAAUAUUUUCACUGGCAUAAAUACAUCAUGUGAUGUCAAACAAAUGAUCUGAUGGUACCUUGUUUUUACUGUAUUGUGCUAAAGUUUUUUUUGCAAAUAUUGAAAUUCAAGUUUUA
Messenger RNA from Gossypium raimondii (Peruvian cotton), 1899 nucleotides. Its product is annotated as transcription factor E2FB. NCBI's taxonomy places the organism in Eukaryota, Viridiplantae, Streptophyta, Magnoliopsida, Malvales, Malvaceae. The record is from RefSeq and is a predicted model, not a curated record. Gene Ontology annotation, molecular function: DNA-binding transcription factor activity, RNA polymerase II-specific; protein dimerization activity; RNA polymerase II cis-regulatory region sequence-specific DNA binding. Bases 248 to 1663 code for a protein of 471 amino acids. Gene Ontology annotation, cellular component: RNA polymerase II transcription regulator complex. The transcript has 14 exons. Gene Ontology annotation, biological process: regulation of transcription by RNA polymerase II.